AUGCCUAACCCAAACAGUUUUGAGUUAGAAGAUUUGCAUGAGGUAUUCCAUCAAGCUCAACCAAGCACAGACCCAGCAAGCGUUGAAGAUGAUUCUAUGAUAGAAGAAGUUCCCAAAGACAUUGUCAAUCUACCAAUUGAGGAAUUGGUUAGUUUAAUGAACGAUAAGUACCAACAAGUCAAGCCUAUUAAGACUAAUAAGAAAAGACUGCCAACUCAGACUCGUAAGUCUAAUCUAUCAAAUCCAAAGCUUCACAAGGAUUUUAUGGAUCAAACCCACAACUCUUUGUCUAAUUUAAAUUGA
Molecule: messenger RNA, 303 nt
Organism: Entamoeba histolytica HM-1:IMSS
Lineage: Eukaryota; Evosea; Mastigamoebida; Endamoebidae
Exons: 1
Coding region: 1-303 (100 amino acids)
Source: RefSeq, a predicted model, not a curated record